Messenger RNA from Rhagoletis zephyria (snowberry fruit fly), 5274 nucleotides. It is a transcript of the gene Cngl, whose product is annotated as Cyclic nucleotide-gated ion channel-like. Gene Ontology annotation, biological process: transmembrane transport; monoatomic ion transport. Gene Ontology annotation, molecular function: protein-containing complex binding; intracellularly cyclic nucleotide-activated monoatomic cation channel activity. Gene Ontology annotation, cellular component: membrane. The record is from RefSeq and is a predicted model, not a curated record. NCBI's taxonomy places the organism in Eukaryota, Metazoa, Arthropoda, Insecta, Diptera, Tephritidae.
UGAUGACUUCUUCGAUAGAAUGGUUCAUUAAUUGUAAAGGAGCCUUUAUGUCCAAAAUCCAAUUCUUACUUGCUGUCGGGAGAAUAUGUAACUGAAAAUUUUUAGCAACCCUUUAGAAAGGUUCUAUUGCAUUAUAUAAUUUUAUCUUUCAAAGUUGACGAUUAAUAAGUAAAUUGAUAACUGUUAUGUUGUACUUGCAUUCAUGUCACAAUGAAACUAAGUGUGAGUGCGUAUCGCGCACACGCAUCAGCACACAAAAAAAUUCUUUCGAGCGGUUACCAUUCGCAACUCAAUUACGGCAGCACAGGUGCGGCAGUCUCUUCUUCUGCUGUCUUGCAGAUGGCGGAUCCCAACGAAGCCACGAUGUCAUUCGCCAAAGAUCAUCGAGCGGCCGAUGGAAAUAGUGAUAUGGAUAUAGUAAGUCCCUCCGGUACGAGUAGUUCCGGUCAGGAGCGCACGGGUGCUAUAAGUAAAUCUCAGCUACGAAGUGCUGACGACGAUAACAGUACUAUCAUUUACUCCAAUAUCAAAAGCCCUGAACAAAGGAAAACAGAUAUUGUCGAUAGGCAUUCAGAUCUGGAUUCCGAUUGGAAUCGAUCUAACCAGCGAUGGAUGAAGCUCAGAACAACCGUUCAGAUAUCUUCAGCGAUACAGAAGAAACCGCCUUUAAAACGCGAGGACUCUUUUUUAAAGCGUUUUUCAACGCGGCAAAUACCAGAAGCACAGGAAACCGUUGAGGAUACUGGGUCAGAGAGUGCGUCUGGAGAACCAGAUAAAAAUUCUAAGCGUCGGCGGAAAUUUCUUCAAAAACGACGGUCUGUUGUUAAUCCUGAUGAAAAUUUUUAUUUCUAUUGGCUAAUGGUACUUACGGUGUCCGUUCUAUACAACUUAUGGGCUCUAAUCGUACGUCAAAGCUUUCCUGAACUGCAGCAAGCUGUUCCUAUAUUUUGGUUUAUUUGCGAUACGCUCACGGAUGUCGUCUUCAUAUUCGAUAUCGUUGUCCAGCUGCGUACGGGGUAUCUCGAGCAAGGAUUGAUGGUUUAUGAUGAUAAAAAACUGGCAAUGCAUUAUAUCCAUUCUAAAGAUUUUUUCUUCGAUAUUAUCUCAUUGAUUCCUUUGGACUUAAUACAACUGAAAAUCGGGUCACACCCCCUCUUGCGCUUCUCAAGAUUUUUCAAGGUAUAUCGAUGUAUCAAAUUUUACUAUAUCGUUGAAAGUAGAACUGUUUGGCCAAACUUGUGGCGAGUGAUAAACUUAAUUCACAUUCUUUUGAUAUUGGCGCACUGGUUCGGCUGUUUUUACUAUCUUUUGUCGGAAGCUGAAGGAUUUCAGGGUGACUGGGUAUAUCCUUAUAGGCCAGGAGACUAUGCUACCCUGACGAGAAAGUACCUUGGAAGCCUUUAUUGGUCGACUCUUACUUUAACUACUAUUGGAGAUCUACCUACACCGGAAACAAAUGCAGAGUACAUUUUUACUAUAGUCAGCUAUCUAAUUGGAGUAUUUAUAUUUGCAACAAUUGUCGGUCAAGUUGGAAAUGUGAUAACUAAUCGCAAUGCUAAUCGCCUAGAAUUUGAGCGGUUAUUGGAUGGAGCAAAGACAUACAUGCGCCACCAUAAGGUUCCAGGUGGAAUGAAACGGCGGGUACUUCGCUGGUACGACUACAGCUGGUCUAGAGGUCGUAUUCAAGGAGGAGGUGACAUAAACACAGCUUUAGGCCUAUUGCCAGAUAAGCUAAAAACAGAACUAGCAUUACAUGUUAACCUGAGUGUCUUAAAAAAAGUCACCAUAUUUCAAGAGUGCCAACCAGAAUUUUUACAUGAUUUAGUUUUGAAAAUGAAAGCUUACAUUUUUACACCUGGAGAUUCCAUUUGUCGGAAAGGCGAAGUGGCGAGAGAAAUGUUUAUAAUAGCUGAUGGCAUAUUAGAAGUACUUAGUGAAACAGGAAAAGUAUUGACAACAAUGAAGGCUGGGGACUUUUUUGGCGAAAUUGGAAUUUUAAACUUGGAUGGCCUUAAUAAGCGCACUGCUGAUGUUAGAUCUGUGGGUUACUCGGAGCUGUUUUCACUAUCUAGGGAAGAUGUACUUGCCGCUAUGAAAGACUACCCAGAAGCACAAGAAAUUUUGCAAACUCUAGGUCGGAAGCGGCUCAUGGAAGUUCGGUGUGUAAAUAAGAAGUACGGGAAAGCACAAAGCACAAAAGAUCAAUCGGAACAAAAUGUAUAUAGCAAUAUUAAUCGAAGCGAUAGCAGCGAAAACAGUGCCUCAAAAAAAAUUGUGUACAAACUAAGAAACGAUGUAAAAGGAAUUCGGAGCAUGCUCAAAAAUACAAGGACUAACAGAAGAAGUGACGAAUCUUUAGAAAUGCAACCGCUACAUGAAAUUUCAAACAAAGGGAACAAAACAACUUUGAGGAGAAUGUCACAUGUGCGGUCGGAAGACAAGGAGGAAAUGAAAGAAAGAGCAUCUCACGAUAAAACACCGAGUCCUAUUGGAGCUGGACUACCUUUACUACAAAGGCUACGGUUACUCAAAGAGAAGCAAGAUCGGGAGGAGAAGGCGGCCAAGUCAACUAUACAACAUCAGAUUUCCCCGCGUCAAGGUCAUGUCGCUAGUGCAUUAUCUCCACAGGAAUCAAUUCAAGAAGAACCCGAGACUGAAGUUAACGAGGUCCCACCGUUAAUGCAAAGAUUGCAGCUGCUUAAGAAUAAGCAAGAAAUGAAUUGUAGCGAAACAAAAUCUGGACUGAAAUCUAAUCCGGCUGUAUCUCUGAAGCAGAAGAUUCAAAUGCUUCAAAUUGGUGGAUUUGCGAAGCCAGAUUCCUUGGAACACCAACCAAAUAACGACAAAUUAAUUGUGGAAAACGUAUGUCAAUCAGAUUCGUUGCAUGCACGCGGAGAGCGAAAGCACGUCCGAAGCAACCAAGACGAUAUAGAUGAAUCGUAUAAAGCGGUAUCAGGAAAGUCAUUCAAACCGUCCAUAUACACCUCAUCGGAGCGCUCAUAUAGUGAUUUAUCUACUAAACCAUGGUCUAAGCUAAAGUUAGCUACUUUAUUGUCAACAAGCUCUAACAAUUUAGCAAAAUUUUCCCCAGGAGACUCCGACUUAGAAGUAAAAACCUUUUCUUCGAAGAAAUUGAUUCAAAUACCAGCAUUUUCUUCAACCCCUACAAGGGACCUGAAAUCCACAACAGCCGCAAGUCUUGAUCCCAAUUCUCUAUUCAAUAAAAGUUUAGAAAACUUACGGGAGCACAAUAGAGCAAUCUCUGCAAAGAAAACCAGGGAUUGUAAAAAAUUGUAUCACUCUGUUUUCGACUUAUCGCCCGAGUAUAGUGGAUUGCCAUUUGUAAAACAGUUGAAAAUUUUAAAUGAACGCCAAAAAUUGGCCGACCUUGAAAAGGCUCUUCAAAUACGAAGUUCUAGUUUGGAUAGUUCUAAAACGAGCAAACAAAUAGCUGCAGCGAAGCCGUUAUAUCGGUGUCUGAGUGACGCUUCUGAUAUUUACUCGCAGUUUUUUUCAGAACAUGAGUCUAGUUCAUCCAUUUCUACGAAUACAUCUAUGUCCACUACCUGCAAUCACAAGGCAGAAAAUUACAUACCCCCCGCAUAUUUGCCUCUUAGUCCAGAGCUUAGUGAAACCGUUGAACGUCGCAAAGUAAAAAAUAUUUUACAAAGGCUGCAUCACAGUACAGAAGAAUGCAGAAAUAGGCGAGAAGAAGAAUCAACAGGAAUGGAGAAUAAUUUACUAAGAGAACCUACUCAAGAAGGGCCAUCCAAAGGAGCUUUAAGAAUAAUCCCAGACGAAAGCUAUAAAAGCGGGCGAACGUCUUGUGAAGAGCGAAAAAAAUCCCUUUACGCUUCUUUAUUACCUUUAUAUACGACUUCCGAUUUCAAUCAGAAUUCAGAAAAUGGAGUCUAUAUUGAUCCUCUUAUAAAAUCUGGGCCAACACAAAUUUUGAAUUCUUCCAACAGCAAUCAACGCACAAAAAGGCAGCUGAAAAUAGCUGGGGAGUUGUCAACAAAACAAGAUAUUCUAAACGUGGAAGAGAACUUUAAUCGAGUUUGGGGUGGAAUCAAUGAUGUUAUUAAGAAGUACAUUACUGAAAUGAAUUUAAAAUUCGAAUUACAAUUUUCAGCAAUGGCGCGCGAGGUACGAAAACGCGAUGAAAUCAUUGCGAACCUACAGUCAAAAAUUAGAAAUAUUGAAACGAAAUCUUCCUCGCCCCGCAUAAAAAACGAUCAAGAUAAACAUGGCACAGCAAGGGAUGAUACAGACCCGAAAUCAGUAGGCCAUGCGAGUUCGAGUUCGUCGGCAGAACUUUUGUUUAUGAGAGGCGACUCAUUAGACACGGUAUUUUUGUCAUCCCCACCGCAAGUACAGCGCCACAGUUCUUCGCCAAUUUUUAAAAAGCUAUUUAAGGAUUCAUCCAGACACAUUUCCACACGCAGCUUGUACAAAAAUAACUCGGAAGAAAAUAUUGCAUUUGAAAAACUACAUAAAGGAAACUAUAUUGCUACUGUAUCAGAUGUUUCAGGAAAUUUAAAUAGGCAAGAUAGUGUUGUCCUUGAUAUUUGUGACAGUUCGAGCUCCAGCUCAUCCUCAAGUAAACUUAGUGUUAAGUAUGAAGAUAUGGAGCAAAAAAGAAACGAAAAUGUAUUUGCUAAUGUACACCAUAAUGACUGGGAGGUAAAAAUGCUUGCUGUAGAAAUGGCUAAGCAGGAAAGAAAGCGUGCAAAUUCAACAGAUUUCAAAUAUAGCAAUUCUAUUUUAAGGCGGCGUCGAAAAUUUAGUGAUACUGAAACAGAUAUUAGUGAUACAGAAGCAGAUGUUGAAGCUUUAACUUCAUCUAGACCUAGAGCUUCAAGUUUGGAUCAAUUUAAUUUAAGGCAUGGUUUCGGAAAAGGCGUUUUUAAAGCAAUUAGUAUCGAUCGUGAUAAAAAUAAACUUUGAGAUUUGCCAAAAUAUUUUGUGGGGGUGAUGGUGUUUCUAGGAUUAGUCAAAACGAUUCCAAUAACAUUUGAAGUAUGACUGAAAAGUAUUUACUAAAAGACAACAUAAUGAAAAAAUUCGAAAAAUAUGAAAAAUUUUAAAAUUGACAAAUAACAAACCACGUUUUUUGUCGGAACUAGACAAAACAACGCAUGCAGAAAACAGUACUUAGACUACAUUCCGUCCAUUGUACUGUUUUCAUGUUCCUUCUAAUCCGUUUUAAACGAUUUACGAAUAAACCUAAGCAGAUUGUUGGCUCGCUACGUUAUUAAUCCGGUUCUAGCUUGU